GCCUAAUAGCACAAACAAAUAUCCCUAUUACAUAAACCAAGUUUUUUUUUCAUAAUAUCUCACCAUGAAGCUCAACACUUUUCUUCUUCUUGGGCUCCUCUUGUCCCUUGUUCUUCUCGUCUCUUCCAAUGCGCUAGAGACGCCGAAAGAUGAGAAUAAAGAGGACGAAGCUGUUAGACCAGAUCAAUUUGGUGGACGCGGUUACGGUGGUUACCGUGGUUAUGGUGGCUAUGGUGGCUAUAGAGGCGGUUAUGGCGGCUAUGGUGGCUAUAGAGGCGGUUAUGGUGGCUAUAGAGGCGGUUAUGGUGGCUUUGGUGGCUAUAGAGGCGGUUAUGGCGGCUUUGGAGGCGGCAGAGGCGGUUAUGGCGGCUUUGGAGGCGGUUACGGCGGCCCCGGUUACGGAGGCGGCGGUUAUGGAGGCAGGGGAGUUUCCGGAGGUGGUGAAGCCAACCCUUGAUCAACUGUGCCGAUAUAAAUGUACACCAUGCAUGUAGCUUGAAAAUACCUAAAUAAAUACGUGCAUGGAAACUGAGUAUGCAAUAAGUUAUAAGAGUGAGCUGACAAUAGUUUGUGUCUCUGUCGAUGGAAACUAUUAUGUUACAUGCGUAUGCUGCACUUGCGUGCAUGUACUUGGUGCAGAUACUCAUGGUGCAUCGACGUAUCUGGAUGUUUUAUAUUAUGAAAUAACUUCGCGUGUUUAUAUUAU
This is a messenger RNA of Daucus carota subsp. sativus, 706 nucleotides long. RefSeq lists its product as uncharacterized. The transcript is spliced from 2 exons. The coding region runs from base 65 to 457 and encodes 130 amino acids. NCBI's taxonomy places the organism in Eukaryota, Viridiplantae, Streptophyta, Magnoliopsida, Apiales, Apiaceae. The record is from RefSeq and is a predicted model, not a curated record.